CACACUGGGGUGACAAACGUCGUACAUUUUGCUGGAACAGUGAGAAGCCUCGCGCCGCACGACUCGUAAACAAAAACGCUAGCCACGAGUUGCACAGUAAAAAGUGGUGUGAGGAUGGCCUACACUUCAACAGGAGCUUAUCAUCCAUAGCAUCAUCGAGCGGUGGGAAAAAGACAUUGAGUGAAAUAAAGUGAAAUGAAGUGAAGUGAAGUGAGAAAAAACAUUUGCAGAAGGAAUUCUUCGCGUGCGGUCCUCUAAUAUCUCCAUAGGAUCAUAAAAAAUGCAGAGAAAUAGCUGAGAGUUCGAACUGCUGGGUUUGGUGAACAUCUUCAUGCAGGAGUUUCCAACGUCUCUGAACAUCAUUCAGCACUUCAAUUCAUCACGGAGUGCAUUUCACUGAGGAAUUAACAGGAAUUGACAGUUUGGAGCAAUAUGGGGAGAUACAAUGCAGAAUUUACCUAAAUACCCGGCUAGCCGGAAUUUAUUCUUGUCUCGACGACUAUUGAGUACAGUAAUAAAACGAGACAUAAGAGAGGAGAGGAUAUUCAAGCUGUGGAGUCACCCUGACAAUUCCAGGGUUCUUCAUCGUGUAUCUUAUCACACGUUCAACAGAAUAUGUCGAGAGUACAAGGCUCUACGCACAUUGCUCACCAGCAGUGGUUUCCUCCAGCCCUCGAGGAUCCCCUCGACCCUCCCGAGGUUACUGGCCACGACCUCCUCGAAUAACACGAGGAAGACAUCCUCAGGGCCAUCGCAAGAAUCAUCAGGUUCUGAGAAAGAGCCACCUGGGAAUGAAAAUGAGCAGAAAACAGCUCUCUUCAAACUUCUGCUGUUUUCGUUAUUCGUCUAUGGAGUCUUUAUUUAUCCUAUGACGAGCCUGUCUAAUAGAAUACAGACAGCCCCGUUCAUCUCCUGGAACGAAUUUGUCCACCAUAUGUUGGCGAAAGGUGAAGUCCAAGAGCUAAUUGUUAAACCAGACAUGGACUGGGUGACAAUAGUCCUCCACGACGGAGCGAUAAUAAAAGGUCGUCCAACUGAGCACCGAUUGUACCAGAUGAUCGUUGCCGACGCGACACACUUCGAGGAGAAGCUCCGAGAGGUGGAGGCAACCAUGGGAAUCAAAGAGGGCCAUGGAGUCUCAGUAGUCUACGAGAGAAGCACCACCAGCUUAUACAAUGUCGUCCUGGUCCUGGCGGUCAUAAUCUACAUGCUGGCCUUAUUGACCAAGGGGGGAGGAAAGGCAGGCAUUUUCCCGAAGGAUUUCUUCAGUGGUAUGACAAGAGCCAAGUUCACCCUAGUCGAUCCUCUAGCAGGAGGAACUAAGAAUGUACGAUUUGCUGAUGUCGCUGGUCUCAAAGAAGCAAAAGUCGAGGUGAUGGAGUUUGUGGACUAUUUAAAGCGCCCAGAGUUCUACAAAACCCUGGGGGCAAAGGUUCCCAAGGGGGCUCUUCUGCUGGGCCCCCCAGGCUGUGGAAAAACAAUGUUGGCGAAGGCCGUGGCAACAGAAGCCAACGUUCCCUUCCUCUCGAUGAACGGUUCCGAGUUUAUAGAGAUGAUCGGCGGUUUGGGCGCUGCCAGGGUGCGUGACCUCUUCAAGGAAGCCCGCAAAAGGUCCCCAAGUAUCCUCUACAUCGACGAAAUCGAUGCAAUAGGAAAGAAGAGAUCAGGAUCAGGUUCCUCUAUGGGUGGAGCAAAUCGAGAAUCCGAGCAGACUCUUAAUCAGCUCUUGGUGGAGAUGGAUGGGAUGGCCACGAAGGAUGGAGUUAUUGUUCUGGCCUCGACUAAUCGAGCUGAAGUCCUGGAUAAGGCUCUCCUUCGUCCUGGGAGGUUCGACAGGCACAUUCUGAUUGACCUGCCAACCCUUGCAGAGAGGAAAGAGAUCUUUGAACGACAUCUCAAGGGAAUUGUUCUCGAGAGAAAACCUGAGAGUUACUCGCCGAGGCUUGCACAGCUGACUCCAGGCAUGAGUGGAGCAGACAUCGCUAAUAUCUGCAAUGAAGCUGCCCUCCAUGCUGCCAGGUUCAAGAAGAAGGUUGUCAGUGCUGAUGAUCUUUCUUAUGCCAUUGAUCGAGUGCUUUGUGGACCUGAGAAAAAGGAUCACGGGGUGUCACCCACUGAGAAAAAAAUCGUCGCUUAUCACGAGUCUGGUCAUGCUCUUGUUGCCUGGCUGCUGAAGGAGACUGACGCUCUUCUCAAAGUCACCAUCAAACCGAGAACCAGGGGAAUGCUGGGCUUCGCUCAGUACACACCCACUGAAGGAAGGAACUUCAGUAAAGAACAGAUUUUCGAGAUGAUGUGCACAGCUCUCGGUGGUCGUGCUGCUGAGAAUAUUAUUUUUGACAGGGUUACCACUGGGGCACAGAAUGACCUGGAGAAAGUCACGAAGAUGGCUUAUGCUCAGGUGAGGCAGUUUGGCAUGGGUGAGCAAGUGGGACUGGUCUCAUUCACUGAAGAGGAGACUGGAAAGGACACGAAGAAACCCUACAGCAAAAAGCUGGCCAAUUUGAUGGACGCCGAGGCGAGACUCAUUGUGGGUAGAGCUUACAAGCAGACGGAGCAGUUGUUGAGAGAUAAUCUGGAUAAACUUGAAUUGAUGGCACAAGCUCUUCUGAAACAAGAAACCCUUACAUACGAACAGGUCGAGGCACUCAUUGGCCCUCCUCCAUUUGGGCAGAAGAAAAGGGUCGAGUUCAUUGACAUCGACACACCACCAACAGUUGGAAACGUUGAGGAACAAGUGCCUAGUUUGCAAUAAGCCAAAAAUUUCUCUUUUGUACAGAAAAAUGAUUGAUUAAAGAUAAUUAGUUAUAUGUCGCAAAAUGACAAUUA
Molecule: messenger RNA, 2829 nt
Organism: Diachasma alloeum
Lineage: Eukaryota; Metazoa; Arthropoda; Insecta; Hymenoptera; Braconidae
Gene: Spg7
Product: paraplegin
Exons: 9
Coding region: 446-2755 (769 amino acids)
Biological process (GO): protein-containing complex assembly; mitochondrial protein processing
Cellular component (GO): membrane; m-AAA complex
Molecular function (GO): metalloendopeptidase activity; ATP-dependent peptidase activity; ATP binding
Source: RefSeq, a predicted model, not a curated record